AAGCAGAAGAAGAAAUUAAUUUCAGUGGUGUAAAUAAAUAAAUUUAACGUGUUUCCGAAAAAUUUCACUUUAUUUUGUUUACUUUCAACCAUUUUCAGUUAAAAUAAAACAAUGCUAUCAAAUCUAAUUGUUACAACACAACGCCUUGUAGUUAUAAUUGAUGAUACCGCUCAGGAGAAAAUAUCACAACAAAUACUUACCCAACUUUUAAAAGAACAAGGACAAGAUGAAGUGUCCACCAUAAAAGCACUCCCUUUCAGUACAGAUUUAAAGAAAUGGGAUACGUUUGUAGAUUUCUUUAGAAAAUGUACAAGAGAUGAAAAUAAAUGCAAUGCAAUAUUACCGUCCCUUGCAGAUUUGUUAGUAUAUCAAAGUGUGGAGAAAAUCAUACAUUUUGUCCACACUUUGCUACUUUCCAAACAGGUGCAACGCGUCUUUCUAUGGAUAACGCCAGCUAAUAUUGUACAUUCACGUGCCGAAUAUGUGGUAGCUGCUUUUGAGUACUUAGCUGAUUUGAUUCUCCAUUUAGAAACAAACAAUACGCUGUCCAUUGUCACACGCAAAGCUGGUGGUGCUGUUACUAACAAACGUUAUACAUAUACAAAAAAUAAUAAGGAAUUUCUAGUUGAGGCAAUACAAAAAACACCAAAGACCACACCAGCUGCCAAAGCUGACGAGCCAACAACGAAUACGGUGGGUACUACGUUCAAAAUUGAAUUGAAUGAAGAUGAGUUGGUGGCGCGCAAUACACUCAAGUUGCCUUAUGAAAAAACAUCAGAAACUACAGAAAGCUCAAUUAUUUACACACCAGAUGCUGGCGACGACUUUGAUGCAGAGGAAGAAGAUCCAGAUGAGGAUCUAUUGAUAUAAAGUGUUCCUAAUUUUUAUUAUUUAUUGAAUAUUUUUUAAAAUAGAUGGAAAGUGUGCUUUUUGAGAGUAAAAUCUUGUUAUAAAUUUUUUCACUGCCAGUUUGGCGUGUCCAUUUGCAAAGUAAAAUUUGUACUCAAAUAGAAAUUGUGGAAUAAAAAUUUUAUAAACAAAAA
Molecule: messenger RNA, 1043 nt
Organism: Ceratitis capitata (Mediterranean fruit fly)
Lineage: Eukaryota; Metazoa; Arthropoda; Insecta; Diptera; Tephritidae
Gene: Elp5
Product: elongator complex protein 5
Exons: 3
Coding region: 112-870 (252 amino acids)
Biological process (GO): tRNA wobble uridine modification
Cellular component (GO): nucleus; elongator holoenzyme complex; cytosol
Molecular function (GO): tRNA binding
Source: RefSeq, a predicted model, not a curated record